Vespula pensylvanica (western yellowjacket) is the source of this 1322-nucleotide messenger RNA. RefSeq names its product peptidyl-prolyl cis-trans isomerase A-like. The record is from RefSeq and is a predicted model, not a curated record. The transcript is spliced from 3 exons. Lineage: Eukaryota; Metazoa; Arthropoda; Insecta; Hymenoptera; Vespidae. The coding region runs from base 914 to 1303 and encodes 129 amino acids. Gene Ontology annotation, biological process: protein peptidyl-prolyl isomerization. Gene Ontology annotation, molecular function: peptidyl-prolyl cis-trans isomerase activity.
UAAAAGUCAAAAGUCUAAAAGUAAAAAACGCCUUAAAAAAGUAUGAAAGUUAAGAGAGUUGAUGCAUUUAUAUCAUAUAUUAUACCUAUUACGAAGUAAAGUGUAUUAACGUCAAUUUAAGGUGAAUAUUCCAAAACGGCUUAAUUACAAAAAUUAUCUGGAACACCUGCAGAAAAUGAAAAAUAUUGUUCCGAAAACAGAUAGCAAACCUCCUAAAUUUAACGUAGAAGUAUAUUUUAAGCCACGUCGUUUAGAAGUCGACGCCAGAAGAGUCAGGGAACUGGAUAAAGAAAAUAUGAAUUUGUUAAAAUCUUUAAACAUUAUCACUAGAUUAGGAGUAAUUAUUUAGCUCUCUUUUCUGGAAAUAAUAAUAAAGUGAUAUAAGAUUUUGCUGAAAGAACAUCUGAUUGCAGGGUGUUGUUGAUUGCUGGCAAAAGAAAUAUACAUAUAAAAGUAAAUUUGAAACCCAACAUUUAGAAAAUAAAAAAAUUAUGAAAGAAAAUGAUGCAUUGCUUAAAAAAAUAAAUCAGGUAUCUAGUCAAUAUACUGCAGCAGAUUUUAUAAAAGAUUGGAAACAUUUGAGAGCAAGAUUAGAUGUUGAAAAAAAAAGGAAAACCGAAAAAUUAAAAAGGACUGUUGUAACGCCAGGUAUGAAGAAGGACUAUUGUAUGCUCUAUGAUGCAGCACUAUUUCAUACUUUAGAUCAAUCAGUUAGAAGUAGGUGCUUUUUAGAGAUCAAAGAUCAAGAAAAUAAACAAAUUUUGGGAACCAUUGUGAUCGAACUCUAUAUCGAUAUCGUACCUAAAACGUGUGCGAAUUUUGAAGCUUUCUGUCGUGGAACAAAUGGAUUAUCUUACAAGUAAAAUAAACGUAGAAAUGUUAUUUUUUUAAUCUAUUUUAUAAUUGUGAUGUAAUGCCUGUAUAUAGAAAUACUCCAAUUCAUCGUAUUGUUCCGGGAUAUUGGUGUCAGGGUGGAGAUGUAGUGAAAUUUAAUGGCCUUGGUGGUACAUCCAUAUAUGGAGAUAGUUUCAAGGACGAAAAUUUCAAUUUGCGUCAUGCUGGUCCUGGUGUACUUUCUAUGUAUAAAACCAAUGAUAUGAAAGAAAAUAAUUCUAAAUUUAAUCUAACAUUUAAAACAUUGAAAACAAUGGAUGGUAGAAGAGUAGUAUUUGGAAAAGUUGUAUCCAAUCUUUCUGUAAUCUAUAAGAUUGAAGAAUAUGGCACAAAAUCUGGCAAGCCAAUAAAAUCUAUUAUCAUAUCAAAUUGUGGAGUUCUAUCAUCAAAAAGCAAUAUCCAUAAAUAAUAAAAAUGGUCUAGUGGUA